UUGCUUGUCUUUGCUCAUCCUGACGAUGAAUGUAUGUUUUUUGGUCCAGCCUUAACAACUCUGAUAGAGGAUAAUGAAAUCAGCAUAUUGUGUCUGACUUCAGGAAACUUCUAUAAUAUUGGUAAUAUAAGAAAAGGGGAACUUGUUAAAAGUGCUGAAGUUUUUGGGAUCAAGUCAGAUGGUGUCAAUAUUAUAGAUAAAAAAGAAAUACCUGAUGAUGGUGAUGUACACUGGGAUAGAGACGUCGUUAGUAAUGAAAUCAUUAAUAUCAUCAAUAAAACAACACCAGAUAUAAUUUUAACAUUUGAUUAUUAUGGUGUAAGUGGACACAGAAAUCAUGGCGAACUAUUUUAUUGUUUACAAUCUAUACUCCAUGAUACUAGAAAAUUAGAAAUACCUGAAGUUUACAGUUUAGAAAGUAUAUCAAUCUGGAGAAAGUAUAUCUCUAUUUUAGAUAUUCUUUAUACUUUACUAUCGUACAAUCAACAUAAAUUAUUGUUUAUAUCUACGUUACAUCAAGUUUUAACAACUCAGAAAGCCAUGUAUUGUCAUUGGAGUCAGUUAUUAUGGUUUAGAAGACUGUAUAUUAUAUUUUCUAGAUAUAUGUUUAUUAAUACU
Messenger RNA from Lottia gigantea (owl limpet), 618 nucleotides. RefSeq lists its product as hypothetical. Lineage: Eukaryota; Metazoa; Mollusca; Gastropoda; Lottiidae. Gene Ontology annotation, molecular function: N-acetylglucosaminylphosphatidylinositol deacetylase activity. The transcript has 6 exons. The record is from RefSeq and is a predicted model, not a curated record. The annotation marks the transcript as partial. Gene Ontology annotation, cellular component: endoplasmic reticulum. Gene Ontology annotation, biological process: GPI anchor biosynthetic process.